Messenger RNA from Lotus japonicus, 1206 nucleotides. RefSeq lists its product as uncharacterized. The coding region runs from base 278 to 1051 and encodes 257 amino acids. Lineage: Eukaryota; Viridiplantae; Streptophyta; Magnoliopsida; Fabales; Fabaceae. The record is from RefSeq and is a predicted model, not a curated record. The transcript has 7 exons.
UAGCCAUCUUAUCCACAACAUAUCUUUAGCUCUCUUCGACUUCUGAAAUCUUUUCCUUUAAAUCAUUCCUUUGAAACAACAUUUAUUUUCCUUCCAGAAGGUGCCACCAUUUGAUCAUUGGGAUACUGAGAUUUUUUGGAAAAAUCAGCGAUCAUAAGAGCUUCAACAACUAAGGUUUUCGACAUUGAGGGAGCUUGGCUGUGAUUAUCGUUGCCACUCCCGGGCUGGUUGUGAAACAUUAAUUUGGUAUUGUGCUAUAGCAGUAGGAAGACCCAGUAUGGAAUUGAACAGAAUGCGUGAAACCAUGCGCAGGGUCCAAAAAACAAUAUCCGAGCACAGAGAGGAUGCAUCAUCUUAUAACCAAUCCUUAGCUCCAGUUGUGGAUGCAUAUAAGAGAAAGCGAUUGACAUUUUCCUGGCUUGAUGGUGAAAAGCAAGAGGACUUUUGCCUAUAUCACCUUGGUCUUCCAGCUGGCUAUGAUUCUUGUAGACAAUGGGUGCCGGGUCUGCCAAAUAUUCCUCACUUAUUCAUUAUCCGAUACCAAAAGAUCGCCAAUAAAAGGAACCCAGAAAUGACAAAGUGCAAAGACAGGCCAUCUUGCAUCUGUGGUAUUGCAGGCCAGCUUGCAUUUGUGUACGAGGGUGAAGCUGAUGUUUCACAGAUAAUCGAGUGGCUUACAAAUCGGGUUACAAAUGGCGACUCCUUAGAAGUUUCAUUCAAUAUUCCACAAACUCCUAAGUUUAUUCGAGAUGACAUUGACACAGAAUCUUAUUGGAUUAGUGUAUUCGAGAUGAUACAUAACUUUUUUGCAGAUUCACCCAUGUCAGUUCGUUUGAAAAGUCUAAAGCAGAGUAUUCUAGGUGAACUCUCAGUUUACCGUGAGGACCCAAGAAUUGCUCCAGCUUUGCUUCUCGGAGCAUUAUUCUCUUUCAGCACAAUCUGGCUGCGAAGGAGCCAACGAGUUGAUCAAUUUGUUUGGGAGGUAUUGGUGGUAUUUUUGUUGGGUAAUACUAUUGCUUUGGUCUUCCUCCUUUCUUUCUCGAAGGUCUAAUUGGGUUUUGGGAAUUUUUGUAUUGGGAUCCCCUUGAAGUUAGACAAUACAUGGAUAAUUAGAGGAUGUGGUAAUAUUAGAAUAUUAUUUGCUUUCAUAUUAUUUAGAGAUUUGUUUUUAUUUCGGAGAUUAAGAGAGAUAUUGUAAAUAAUUAA